AACAAGGCAAAUAAUAAAAAAGCAACAAGGUCAGAGCGACGGCCAUGGCGUCCCGAAGAGUGACGAGCCUUCUCAGAACCCUAGAUUCCCUCCGUGGCCCUGGAAACAUUAGGGCUUUCAAUUCUCUCGUCAGCAGCCACACCGCCAAAUGGAUGCAGGACACGAGUAAGAAGUCUCCAAUGGAGUUGAUCAAUGAAGUUCCACCAAUAAAAGUUGAAGGGCGGAUUGUGUCUUGUGAAGGAGACAUUAAUCCUGCCUUGGGCCAUCCGAUUGAGUUCAUAUGCCUUGAUUUGAAGGACCCUGCUAUCUGCAAAUACUGUGGGCUUCGUUAUGUCCAGCAUGACCAUCAUCACUAAGAAUGAGAAUUGUUAUGUUUCAUGCGUGUGUUUAAGUUUGUAUUCCUGCAGCCAUCAGGAUGAAAACUGUGCAACUUUGUUGUGGUUAUGUAAACUCCUCUCAUUUGAUGUAUUGAUAGUAUGUUUCAUGAAUAACUAAUAAUAACAGAAAAAUUGUUGAUCAAAA
Asparagus officinalis (garden asparagus) is the source of this 522-nucleotide messenger RNA. Its product is annotated as NADH dehydrogenase [ubiquinone] iron-sulfur protein 6, mitochondrial-like. NCBI's taxonomy places the organism in Eukaryota, Viridiplantae, Streptophyta, Magnoliopsida, Asparagales, Asparagaceae. The record is from RefSeq and is a predicted model, not a curated record. Bases 45 to 356 code for a protein of 103 amino acids. Gene Ontology annotation, biological process: mitochondrial electron transport, NADH to ubiquinone. The transcript is spliced from 3 exons.